UUUUUUUUUUUGUUUUAUUUCGAGAUUUCGACAUGGAAACCAAAGAGGCCUUCGAGUAUUUUUAUUUAUUAGAAAAAGAGUUUUGGAAGGAUUUAGAAAAAGAUAAAGAUAGAAUUGAAUACAUUACUUAUGGAGGAGAAUUAAGACCAGAAGAUAUGCUUUUAUAUGGAGAAUUUGGAUUUGUACUAUUAGGGCUCAAGCCAGCUCUAUUAAUAGAGUUUCGUGAUUUAAAAGUAAAUCGUCUUUAUCUUGAAAGGGUGGUUCAACCUGUACUUUCUUCAUUAAAAAGACUCAAGUACCAUAUUAUUCAGCAUGUUGAAACACCAGAAACCAAUCUUCAUGGUUGCAUAUUUAUCUAUAACGACAGAAACGAAGAAGAAAAAGUACUACUACUACUACAAUCUAUCCUAAAUAAUAAGAUAAGUCCAUUAAAGAUAACAGAAGAAACGAUGGCGACUAUAUUAGAUUAUCCUGGGCAUCUACCUAGAUCAGAAAAGGAAUUAUCUACGAUGAAAACCGUUAUUUAUUUUCAUGAUACACCUAAUCAUGGUUUAAUUGCUUUAACUUCAUUUGCUAUGCAAGCAUCUGAACAAGAAAACGUUUUAACUCAUUUUAAACAUUAUCAGGAAAUAUGUAAAAACCGACUAGGCAUUCACAUGAAGUUAUUUCUACAGUAAUAAAGGAGAGGUCUAAUCUUAUUUUUAUUUAUUUUUUUUUAACUAUUAACACUGUGAUGUGUGUAUAUAUGUACGUAUGUGGAGGUUAUUAUUAAUAAAAACAGUUCCCCCUUAUUUUUAA
This is a messenger RNA of Cokeromyces recurvatus, 798 nucleotides long. RefSeq lists its product as uncharacterized. The transcript has a single exon. NCBI's taxonomy places the organism in Eukaryota, Fungi, Mucoromycota, Mucoromycetes, Mucorales, Mucoraceae. The record is from RefSeq and is a predicted model, not a curated record. Bases 33 to 677 code for a protein of 214 amino acids.